CUACUACUGUGUCUUAAAAACGCAGCGUAUUAAUACAGAUCUCACAGUCUAAACACUGCAUGCAGCACUGGAGGCCAAGACUGAAUCUGUCAUCCAGUUCAACAGUAACAUGGUUCUGUUGAAGAUUUGCGUGUGGACCGGCCUCAUGUUGGUCCUCCCUCAGUGUACGUAUCAGUCAUGCACAGAAGGAACACCCAGACAGUGCGUAGAAGCAGAAUUUGCUCCAGGUACCAAUCUGGCCGGGGAAGGUUUCGACAUCACCAAAAUGGAACGCAAGGGUGCCUUUGUGCUUGACAUGAAUAAGUGGAAACGUAAGGACAAAACAUGCACACUGUGUACCAACCCCUAUAUGGAGAACAAAAAGCAAAAACUGCCCUUGUCGGUGUUGGACUGGAGGGCAAAACAGUCCUGCAGCAUGAAAGUGGCCACUAAACUUCACAAAUCCAGUGAGUCUCUACUCAGUUCCACCACAUCUUCUGUUGAAAACAACUGGAAAGUUGGCCUAGACUUUACAUUAGGAAAAAAAGGAGCCUCACUGAUGAUGGCUGGAACCCAUUCUAAACUAGCUGGGUACUCUAUGGAGAAAACAAAGAAUGACAAGUUCAGCUUCUCAAGUCAAAGCAUGUCCUGUGAGUACUACAGCUACAGAGUGUCCAACACUCCCAGGUGGCACAGAGAGUUUCGGAAAGCAGUGAAGCAGCUUCCCAAAAUCUACAGCCCAGGAACCAAGCAACAAUUUUACAAACUGAUUGACAACUUUGGCACGCAUUACAUCACCAAGGUAAAGGUUGGUGGAAAUCUUCAAUCUGUGACUAGUAUCAGGCAGUGUGAGGCCAGUCUGCAGGGGUUAAGUGCAGAGGAGGUGCAGAUGUGCUUGGAAGUUGAGGCCUCUGCCACCAUCAAAGUCACAGUAAACGCUCGGUAUCAGCAUUGCAAGAAGGACAUAAAGAAGACGGACAGUAAGUCAGCCUUCUCCAGCCUCUUCAAUGACCGCUUCACAGAAAUAAAGGGGGGCCAUACCACAGAGCCAGACCUUCUCUUCUCUGCUGACAAAAAUCCAUCAGCCUACAAAGAAUGGCUGAACACAUUACCACAGAAUCCAGAUAUAGUCUCACAUUCCCUGGACUCUCUGCAUGAAUUAUUGCCUGUAAACUCCUCAACCUGGAAAAACCUGCGCUCUGCCAUUAGCCAUUACAUCCUGGAGAAAGGCCUGAUGAAGAACUGCAGCGACCGUUGUCAGACUGGCAUUAGGAGCGACUCGAAGGAUUCAUGUGUGUGCCAAUGCCACAAUGAACCUGGUGUGAACACGGAUUGCUGCCCAACACGUAAGGGCAUGGCACGGGUCAUUGUAACAGUACAACGAGCCACUGGUUUGUGGGGAGACUACUUCUCAGCCACAGACGGAUAUGUCAAGGUGUUCUUUGGUAAAGAGGUUCGUCGUUCUCCUGUCAUUAACAAUAACAACAACCCACACUGGGCCAUGGUCGUAGACCUGGGCCCCCAGGAUCUGUCUGGAGGAAACAAAUUGAGAUUUGAAGUGUGGGAUCAGGACAACAACUGGGACGAUGACUUGUUAGGAAAAUGUGAGCAGGUUCUGUCUGCAGGAGUAAAGGAGGAUCUGUGUAAUCUGAACCACGGCCAGCUGUACUUCAAAUGGGAAGUGAAGUGUGCUCCAAGUCUGAGUGGAAGUGCAUGUAUGGAGUAUAAACCUACACCUAUGAGUCAAAGUCUGAGGAAGUUGUACGUGUCACGUCAUUCACAUCCUAUUCCAAAGGCCAUCCUAUUAGAGAUGGGUGUGUUUGUGAAUGAAUCAAGUUCAUGGAAAAAUCAGUCUUACUUCUGAGAGUCAAAUGUAUGAUGUCAAAUAACCCAUGACUGGUUUUACUGAGGCUUACAUGCAUUUUAUUCCACUGAUGAGGUUAGUUUAAGCAAAAGGCAUAGUCAGUAAUGUUGACCACUUAUUAUUAGAAUUGACAAAAUAGCUGCAACUAAACAUUAAAACAACAUCAUAUAUGUAUUGUGUAGUUAUUAUUUCAGUUGAACAUCUCUCAAGAUCGAGGAAAGUGAAAGUGAAAUGAGAUUUGUGCCACUGUGUUUUUUGUGUGAUAAAUGUGUUACUAAUAUAGAAAGCAUUUAAGUUUAGUAGUGUAAAGGUUACUGCAGCUGUUAAAACGCAAGAUUUAUUCUGUGCAGCUUCUACAUAUAUCUUAGUUUGUGUGUUAUUUUGAAAGGCUCUGUAGGGGGGGUACUAUAUAGAAAACUAAGGCAUACAUUUUGAUCACCCUGUCUAUUCAUGUUAUACUGCCAUAUCCAGUAUAUUCCUUUUUUCAUGUUGUACCUCACCUACUUGCAUCGCUGCUUCAUAUAUCUACUUAUUGCUGAUUCAGAUUUUGAUAUAUAUACGAAACCUUGCAUUUUUCACUUUUCAAUUAGUGUGCUCUUGCUAGUUUGUAAUUUCAGUGGCUUGUUUUGCAACAUAGAUUUAGUUUUAUUUGGUAUAUCAUAAUAAAAGCUUUCUUUUCAAUA
Mugil cephalus (flathead mullet) is the source of this 2526-nucleotide messenger RNA. Its product is annotated as perforin-1-like. Lineage: Eukaryota; Metazoa; Chordata; Actinopteri; Mugiliformes; Mugilidae. The transcript has 5 exons. The record is from RefSeq and is a predicted model, not a curated record. Gene Ontology annotation, biological process: leukocyte mediated cytotoxicity. Gene Ontology annotation, molecular function: calcium ion binding; pore-forming activity. The coding region runs from base 110 to 1843 and encodes 577 amino acids.